GUGAGUCGAGCGUGCGGAUGAUGCGUACGUUUACUCCGAGAAGACGUGAAAGUACUGUAUUAUUAUGCUGUGGAUAGAGGAACCGUUCGUUAGUUUAACGUGAAAUAUUUAACAGCAAAAUAAUAAUUAGUGGUGCUACAGACGAAUGUUACGAAAUUUCGUAACAUAAUUAAAAAAAAAAAAAAAAAUUACAAAAUAAAAAGAUUAAUUACAAGUUUUAAAAGAGGUGUUUAGGUGUUGUGUAAAGUUGUAGGUGUAAAACUGAGAAAAAGUUUUUAAAAUGAUCCAGUGUAGACUUUUGUGAUAAAAGUGCUACUAUUUUUUUUUUUUUUUCAAAGUUCAUCUGUUGGUUUCGUACUGGCCGGAUUAUUAAAAUGGCUGUGAAAUGCGGAUGGAUUCCAAGGAUGUAUGUGAUUGUGGUGGGUUUGUUAUGUCUGUUUGGGAUGACUUUUGAAGGUGCGCUGGCUUCGUGCCACUGGUCAUCCGACGGCAACGAUACAAGAUCUGUUGUGUGUACUUUGAAGACUUUAGAUCCAUCCGGAGUAGCAGCUUUACUUCCACCUCUCGAUGGUGCAUUCAAGCUGCGUCUCAGUUGCAGUAACGUCCAUCAUUUUGAGAGUAUUAUCACUGGGGAGAGUUGGCAUCGUUUAAGCGGUUUACAUGAGCUUUACAUUGAUGGAUGUAAAAUUUUGAGAAUUCCAGAAGCAGCUUUCCAACCAUUGAAUGAGCUCAAGCGCCUUACCAUACGUACAUUAAAUGCCGAAUGGGGUACAAUGCGCACGUUAGAACUAACUGCGGAGGCCCUUGCUGGCCUAAGGGAGCUUCAAACACUUGAAAUAGUCGAUAGCAAUCUCAGGGUACUGCCGAGAAACGUUCUAUGCGGUCUUAACAAUCUUCAAAUUCUGAACCUGACGGGGAAUCAAUUCCGAGAGAUAAGCGAGGUCGGGUUGGCUGAUGUGCGAGCCAAUCGUGCCGAUUGUCACGCAGAUAUCCGAGCGCUGGAUCUCUCUCACAAUGAGAUAAGGAAUUUACCGGAAGAUAGUCCACUCUCAGGGUUGAGACAACUUCAAGAGCUUUAUCUCCAGCACAAUUCAGUGGCUGAAAUAGCUAGUGAUGCACUCACUGGACUCACUAGUCUUCGUGUGUUUAAUGUCAGCUACAAUAAACUGGACACACUGCCAGAAGCUCUAUUUGCAAGCACUCGAGAUCUCAGGGAGAUACACUUACAACACAAUGAACUACGAAAUUUACCCCGAGGCACGUUUACACGACUAGAACAACUUUUAGUUCUAAAUUUGGCUGGAAAUCGCUUGGGAAGUGACACAGUUGACGAUAUGACUUUUCUUGGAUUAAUAAGACUGAUUGUUCUCGACCUUUCAUAUAAUACUUUGACCCGUAUUGAUGCAAGAAUGUUUAAAGAUUUAUUUUUUCUUCAAAUUCUUGAUCUUCGUAAUAAUUCAAUCUCUCACAUUGAGAGCAACGCCUUUUUACCGCUUUACAACCUUCAUACUUUGGAAUUGUCUGAGAACAAUUUGCACUCACUGGGACCUCAACUUUUCAAUGGAUUAUUCGUUCUCAAUCGUCUAACGCUCUCCGGGAAUAUGAUCGCUUCAGUGGACCCUCUAGUAUUCCGGAAUUGUUCAGACUUGAAAGAACUCGACCUGAGUGGGAACCAGCUCACUGCAAUCCCAGAAGCCCUUCGUGAUUUAACCUUCUUAAAAACUCUAGAUCUUGGUGAGAACAAGAUAACAGAAUUCCACAAUGGGUCUUUUAAAAAUCUUAAUCAACUGACAGGACUACGUUUGAUCGGUAACGAGAUUGGAAAUCUUACGAGUGGAAUGCUGUGGGACUUACCAAACUUACAAAUCUUAAAUCUAGCAAGAAAUAAGGUUCAACACAUUGCGCGAGAUGCUUUCGAACGUAAUACAAGACUUGAGGCAAUUCGUCUUGAUGGGAAUUUCCUCUCCGACAUAAACGGGAUAUUUGCCAGCAUUGCAAGUCUUCUCCUGCUUAAUCUCUCGGAGAAUCAUAUCGAGUGGUUCGAUUAUGCUUUCAUCCCAAGUAACUUGAAGUGGUUAGAUAUACAUGGAAAUUUUAUUGAAAGCCUGAGGAACUAUUAUCAAAUUCGAGAUCUUAAAGUGCGUACUCUUGAUGCAAGUCACAAUCGAAUAAUGCAAUUAACACCACUCUCUGUGCCUGACAGUGUUGAACUACUUUUUAUAAACAACAAUUACAUCACCAAUGUUGAAGCCAACACGUUCACUGAUAAAGUAAAUCUCACGCGUGUUGACAUGUAUGCCAAUAUGAUUGAAUCAAUGGAAUUGGCUGCUCUAAGAUUGACACCUGUACCAGAGGGUAAGUUUCUGCCAGAGUUCUACAUUGGUGGUAAUCCCUUCAAUUGCAACUGCUCGAUGGACUGGCUGCUUGUGAUUAACAACAUGAGUGCUCUCCGACAACAUCCACGAAUUAUGGACCUUGAUAACGCGAUGUGCCGAGUGUCUGGCCCUCGUGGUACAGCUAUCGUUCCUGCUUCAAUGGCGAGACCAGAACAAUUUCUCUGCCGUUAUGAAGCUCAUUGUUUUGCUUUAUGUCAUUGUUGUGAAUUUGAUGCUUGCGAUUGUGAAAUGACAUGUCCGUCAGACUGCAAAUGCUAUCACGAUCAAACAUGGAAUACCAAUGUCGUUGAUUGCUCGGGUCUUGGCACACAAGAUAUACCUCGACGGAUACCAAUGGAUGCCACAGAAGUUUAUCUGGAUGGUAACGAUUUCCGUGAGCUACAAAAUCAUGUAUUUAUUGGUCGUAAAAAUAUGCGUGUACUUUAUGUUAAUGCUAGUGGUAUUGAGUCAAUUCAAAAUCGUACAUUUAACGGCCUAAAUAAUCUACAAAUUCUUCAUUUAGAAGACAAUAAAAUUCACGAGCUCAAGGGAUUCGAAUUUGAGCAUUUAGCACAUUUACGUGAAUUGUAUCUACAGAAUAAUUUAAUAGCAUACAUAGGAAAUCUUACUCUGUUGCCAUUAAGAUCAUUAGAAAUUCUUCGACUGAAUGGAAAUCGCCUGGUCACGUUUCCUGUUUGGCAAGUCACUCUCAAUACACGAUUAGUCGAAUUAUCGCUCGGCGGUAAUCCUUGGUCUUGUCGCUGUAAAUUUCUUCAAGAAUUGUCGUCAUGGGUAUCUGACAAUGCCCAUAAAGUUAUUGAUGCAAGUGACGUAUGGUGUUACAAUAAUGAAGCAAGACCAGCAUAUCGUCGUCGUCUCAAUGUCAAUGAAACAGCAUGCUCGGAUUACUUUGCACAAGGUGGUGUCAUCGAAAGCAUCAUGGUAUCAGAUUAUUUGCCAAUGGUUGCAGCAACACUCUCAGCAGUUUUACUUCUUCUAGUACUCACCGUACUUGCUUUUAUAUUCCGGGAGCCAGUACGCACGUGGGCCUACUCACGUUACGGCGUGAGAUUCUGGGCAAAAUCAACACAAUCUGAAGAUAAAGAACGUCUUUAUGAUGGCUAUUUUUGCUACAGUCCAAAAGAUGAAGAUUUUGUAUUGCAUUCAUUAGCCGUUGAACUUGAACAUGGACCAAGUGGACUCCGGCUGUGCCUUCAUCAUCGAGACCUCCCAUGUCUUCGGGCGGCCGCGCCUGUUGUUCUAGAAGCUGCUGAAGCCUCGAAGCGCGUCAUCAUCGUACUCACGAGAAAUUUCUUACAGACUGAAUGGUCACGUUUCGAGUUCCGUGCGGCUGUGCACGAAGCCCUGAGGGGUCGUCCAGGUCAGCUGGUUGUUGUCCAAGCUGGCCCAGUUGCACCAGAAGCUGAAGCUGAUCCUGAAUUAAGGCCAUAUUUGCGCACCGCAACAACACUGAGAUGGGGUGAAAAACGAUUCUGGGAAAGACUGAGGUUUGCCAUGCCUCCAGGUGAUGCACUCAGGCAUAAAUCCUCGUCUCUAUAUAGACGGAAUGUCAACACCUACACUCUUGAAGGUCGACCAGAAAAGGAAACAUCAACUCUACGAGUUCAUGGGCACAUAGCGGGUCAUCACCAUCCACUCUUCAAGGACGCUCCAGAACUACUUCAAGCGCCUCCAGCCUACUCCAGUACCGCAACUCUUGGUCAGAAUAAUCAAGCUAGACUUGAACCAGGUCCAAGAGACAAUUCAGUCAACUCUGGUGCAAAUCCAAGUCCUAGAUUAACAAUGAAUCGCGCGUAUCAAGAGGGACCGGUGGAUGCUAUAAAUGAGAGUAGACGACCUCUAUCAGAACACAUUUACUCGUCUAUUGAUUCUGAUUAUUCGACUCUAGAGAGAAAUGCUUGGAGACAACAGCAGCCUCCACCACCUGGGCAAGCGUAUCUUGUAUAAUUCUCACGCUGCAGAAGAUUUACUUGAUAGCUAUUCAAGGCACAAGUGAGAUAAAGAUGCUUGUCCAAGACAAACAGCAGGAAGAUGCAAGAGUCAUUGCUUGCAAUUGCCCUCAUGGAAGGACUGCAGUGCGCGCAACAUACUGACUACAAAGAUAUACGAACAAACUCGAAAGCAACACAUACCUUUGCUGUUCAGGCAAGCGUGUUUCAAACGUAUUUUUAGCGAUCAUGAAUUCAGUUCAACGUUAAGCGCAACACUUUGAAAUACACUCGUCGUUACGACGUCUAGUCAAAGGGAAUUGUCUUGACUUGCGACGUCAGAGAUGGGCAAUUUCAUAAUUACACAGAAGAAGAAUAGAGCCAGUGUACCAGUGAAUUCAGUGAAUUGUAAAUGUAAUGGUUGUGUUCUUCAUCAUUUUCUUCCGCUGUAGGUCUUUUGUGAUAUUUUUUAAUUACUUUUGUUCAUUUCACAAGAAUCUAAUCAAUAAGAUAUUACAAAUAGCGAUACAAUGUUUUAGUAUGACAAGAAUGUGCACUCAAAAAGACAUUUCACACAGGAAAUGAAACGUGAUUUAUUUUUUUUUGUUUCAAAAGAACUGACUUAGUUUUUAUUAAAGUCUUGCGAUAAAUUUUUGACGUUUGAAAGCGAUUAUAUUUUUUAUGAGGUUCGCGCAGACGUCUUGAUAUCAGAAAAAAGGAAAAAAUCUUACUCAUUAAAUGUCGUGAUUGUUUUUAGUUUUUUUUUUAUUUUGUAUAACCAGAGAAAUGUGUGUGAGAGAGAGAGAAAGAGGCAAAAAAAAGUAUUUAUGAAUGAAUAUAAAAUACAAUUUUAGUUAUGAUAAUUGACGUUUCCAUUCAAGACAAUAUCUCUUUUAUUCAAUCACAUAUAAUCAAUGUGAUUGAUGAAAAAAAAAAUAAAUAAUAACUUCGAUAGUUUUGUCUUCUGCCCGUCCUAAUACAAAACUAUUUCAGCGUUGCAUUGUAAAAUACCGAUGGCCUACCUCGCCACUGACUUAUUAAUCUUAUUAAAUAUUAUUUACUUAAUUAUUAUGCUUGAAGAAAAUUGUCAUGUAGGGGUUUAAAAAAUUCUUCCCAAACGUGGCACAGCUGUAAAUAUUAAAAAAUAAGAUAUACAUAUAUAAAUAUAUAUAUAUAUAAAGAAGUAUAUUAUAAAUAUAUGAAACAUGUGUAUAAAUAAUAUUAAGAUGUUUAUAUAAAAAUGAAAAAAUUUCAAAAAGUUAGCAUUGCUGAAAAAAAACUAAAUAUGAGAAAUUAGCUAGGCAAUGUUUUGUAAUUUUAUAUGACUGACAGAAAGACAAAGGUUGUUGUAUGAUAUGUAAAUAUGUACGUAAUUACGCCUGAUGUAAGAUAUACUCGCCAUGAAAGAAUUAUUGAAUAAUAAAUGUACAUCCGGAGAAACUUAAAGUAAGCAUCAUACUAUGUACGGCGACACGCGCCCGUACAUUUACCCUUAUAUAAUAAACACAUUGUACAUUUGCUAUAAUUCGAUUAUUUAAAUUAUGUGAAUAAAUUUAUAACUUACGUUAUCGUUUCAAUUUAAA
This is a messenger RNA of Chelonus insularis, 5907 nucleotides long. It is a transcript of the gene Toll-7, whose product is annotated as Toll-like receptor 7. Gene Ontology annotation, biological process: signal transduction. The transcript has a single exon. Gene Ontology annotation, molecular function: protein binding. The coding region runs from base 375 to 4343 and encodes 1322 amino acids. The record is from RefSeq and is a predicted model, not a curated record. NCBI's taxonomy places the organism in Eukaryota, Metazoa, Arthropoda, Insecta, Hymenoptera, Braconidae.